Messenger RNA from Vombatus ursinus (common wombat), 2634 nucleotides. It is a transcript of the gene NEMP1, whose product is annotated as nuclear envelope integral membrane protein 1. The coding region runs from base 1 to 1338 and encodes 445 amino acids. The transcript has 9 exons. The record is from RefSeq and is a predicted model, not a curated record. NCBI's taxonomy places the organism in Eukaryota, Metazoa, Chordata, Mammalia, Diprotodontia, Vombatidae. Gene Ontology annotation, cellular component: nuclear envelope.
AUGGCGGGAGGAAUGAAAGUGGCGCCGGCGCCGCCGGUCGCUUCCCGGUCCCCGGGCUGGGGGCCCCGGGGCGGCGGGGCGGCCUGGCUGCGCUUGCUUCUCGGCGGCUGCCUCGUCUGCAGCGCAGCUGGAAUUGAAGUACAAGUGGUGAUGCUGCAAGAAUCCCGAUUUUAUUAUGAGACCAGUAGUCAGCAGUUCUGUUAUAAGAACACUCUUGUCCCAAGGUGGCACGAGUUAUGGACCCGGGUGACGAUUCGGGUAAAUAGCUCCAAAGUGGUGAGAGUUACGCAAGUGGAAAAUGAGGAGAAGUUGAAAGAACUGGAGCAUUUCAGUCUCUGGAACUUGUUCUCCUCCUUCCUGAAGGAGAAGCUGAAUGACACCUAUGUCAAUGUGGACCUCUACAGCACCAAGGUCUGCCUCAAAGUCGAGGUCCUUGAGAAGGACACGGAGUACAGCAUCAGCCUGUCCCGAAGAUUUGACCCCAAACUCUUCCUAGUUUUCCUCCUUGGACUUUUGCUUUUCUUUUGUGGGGACUUAUUAAGCAGAAGUCAGAUUUUCUACUACUCCACUGGGAUGAGCCUGGGGAUUUUGGCCUCUCUGCUAAUUUUAAUUUUCCUGAUGUCCAAGUUCAUGCCCAAGAAAAGUCCUGUCUACAUCAUCCUAGUUGGAGGCUGGUCCUUUUCUCUGUACCUGAUACAGCUGGUUUUCAAAAACUUACAAGAAAUCUGCAGGUUUUAUUGGCAGUAUCUUUUAAGCUAUGUCCUCAUAGUUGGAUUCAUGAGUUUUGCUGUGUGUUACAAGUAUGGACCCUUGGAGAAUGAACGCAGCAUCAACCUGCUGACCUGGGCCUUGCAGCUGACAGGCCUGUUGCUCAUGUAUUCUGGUGUGCAGAUACGGCAGAUUGCCUUUGCCCUUAUCAUCGUUGCAUUCUGCACUAAAAACCUGGAAUACCCCGUUCAGUGGAUUUACACCACCUACAGAAAGGUGUAUAAGGCAGCAGAAAAGCCGAUACCCCCUCGUCUCCUGACAGAAGAAGAAUACCGCAUUCAAGGGGAAGUGGAGACCCGAAAGGCCCUGGAGGACCUCCGAGGCUACUGCAGCAGCCCAGAGUUUUCUGCUUGGAAGGCCAUCGCCCGCAUCCAGUCACCCAAGAGGUUUGCUGAUUUUGUGGAAGGAUCUUCUCACCUCACACCACGUGAAGUUUCUGUCCAUGAGCAAGAAUAUGGACUGGGGAGCAAUUUUGCAGAGGAUGAGCUGUUUGAGGACAUGUCAUUUGAGGAAGAGGACGAGGAGGACCUCAUGUGUAGCUCAGUCAUACAGAACCAUUUAGUGUCUUAGGUGGCAUCUUGGUAUUUUCACAUAGACUGAAUUAAUUUCAAGGUGGCCAGAACUUUAACACUCUAUGUGUGUGUGUACACUUGUUUCCGGGCCAUCUGAAAGUGGCAUGAGAUGCUGCAAAGUUGCUGCUUUAGAGGCCUGAUGGGCAUCCCUUCUGAACCCUGGUUGGUGAUCUGUGUGAGGAUCUUAUGGGAAGCUAGGGGUUGAGUCAACUAACCAAAGAAUGUGGGCACUUCCUUCUAGAUCAAGUGAGCUGUGCCUUCACCCUCCUCUCCCACUGCAGGCCUUCUUGCCCAUGGUGUUCAUGCCAGUGCUUUGAUAGCCCUGGCAUUUUGUCGAUAUCUUCUCUACACAAGGAUUUUGUGUGCAGUUUGGCCCAUCGAAGUGCUUUUCUGUGUGGUUGGCACUGAGGACCACCAUUCUUUAUAAGUGCAGAAAUGUGUUCAGAUAGAGGGUGGGGAAAUUUUCUCAAUCUCUGCUUCUUUAUAGGGAAAUCUACAGGUCUUUGGAAACUUCCUCUACUGCAUUGGUGGUUUCAGGAUGAGAUUUUUAUUUGGCUGUUUUGAGGAGAAGAUGCACUUCUUUCUCUUGGCUUUUGACUGAACUGCAUUUAAAUUAAAAAUAGUUCAUGCUUCAGAGUGGCAAGAAUCAUUGGAUCACACUAUCAUACUUGUCAGCCAUUUUAAGCCUCAUAAAUCACAAUGCUUCAAAUUUUGAUUAAUUCCCUCUGGUUAUAAGAGAUUUUUUUUAACGGUUCUUUGUAGAACUUUACAUUCCAUCUAAUGGUAUCAGUUUUCAUUCCCUUCCUUUGUUCCUCCCUCCAGGAAUUGUCUAUGGCUUUCCCCUUGAAGUAGUUACAGUUCAUUUUUUCAUCUGCAGUUUUGUCGGUCUUUUUUCCCCAGAAAAACCAUUUAGCUUUGUCUGGGCCAGUUGGGGUGGUAGAGGCAGUGUGUAAUUUUGUUCUGAAAAUUUAAAUACUUUUUCCCACCAGUUCCCCAUUUCUCCCCUCAGGGGCCGCAUGCCUUUGAGUCACCAGAGAAAUCGCUCAGUAUGCUACCCCGUCUUCCUCUUUCUUUUCCUGUUUAGUUCAUCUCCCCUCCUCCUUCCCCAGUGCAGUCUAUGGGAGCCAGUGGAAGAGGCAUCAUCUAGUCUAUGGUCUUCUCAGAAGAGAAUUUUUCUGCCAUGUGCCUUCGGAAUGGGGGAGUGGAGGUGAGGAAGUAGUUAUAGUACUGCCAGGAAGAGCUUCAUGAUUAAAAAAAAAAAAAGAAUCCCAAGCUAUUCAGCCGCCACCAUUCA